AGAUUACAAGGGAGGUAACCGCCAACGUCCUCAACCACCGUCAGCUUCAAAAACUUAAAAGCAGGAAUCAGUUAACGCUGCUCACUCAUUAGAACCUGAACGUAGCAAAAUGUACAUGCAAGUUCUCGAACUCCUUCCUCCGGCCUACGGUUAUGUAGUGCUCGUUGCUGUUGCAUCCAUAUUUCUUAUACAAUGGAUGGGAUAUAAAGUAAUGCAAGCACGCAAGAAGUACGACGUCAAGUAUCCCACAAUGUAUUCAAAAGACUCAAACAUGUUCAACUGUAUUCAGAGAGUCCACCAGAACACACUUGAAGGCUACCCCAUAUUCCUUAUGCUUCUGGGAUUUGCCGGACUCUUUUAUCCUAUUGUCUGUACUAUUUGUGGAGUUCUGUGGAUUGUUGGCAAAGUAAUCUAUGCUAAUGGUUACUACACUGGAGAUCCCGAGAAGCGACGUCCUGGAGCAUUAAGCUAUUUAGGCUUGCUGCCCUUACUUGCAAUGAGUGUAAUGGUAGCAAUUCAACUUAUUUCUAAGUAAAUCAUCCACAAAGAUUUUUUUUUAAUUUUCACUUAUUGUUUUAAAAGAAAAAUGAAUAAAAUAACAAAUAAAUAUUUCUUGCAAUGUAGGUUAUCAUUAAAAAUAUUUUAAAAUUACUACUAUUAACAAAAAUAGUAGUAUUGGCACUACUGAAGCAAGUACUAAAAAUUA
Molecule: messenger RNA, 706 nt
Organism: Octopus sinensis (East Asian common octopus)
Lineage: Eukaryota; Metazoa; Mollusca; Cephalopoda; Octopoda; Octopodidae
Product: microsomal glutathione S-transferase 3
Exons: 5
Coding region: 110-535 (141 amino acids)
Cellular component (GO): endoplasmic reticulum; membrane; nuclear envelope
Molecular function (GO): glutathione transferase activity; glutathione peroxidase activity
Source: RefSeq, a predicted model, not a curated record